AUGAGCUGUUUUAGGGUGCCUGCUGCGGUUUGCAAUGAUAUUGAAAGAGAGUGCUGUAAUUUUUGGUGGGGUAAUGAGGGAGAUAGGAAGCUAAUGCAUUGGUCUUCGUGGAAGAAUCUUUGCGCCCCAAAAUCCAAAGGUGGAGUGGGAUUUCGUCGUCUUGAGUCUUUUAAUAGGGCGCUUCUGGCGAAGCAGGCGUGGAGAUUGAUUAAAUUUCCGAACUCCCUAGUGGCCAGACUGCUCAAAGGUAGAUACUACAGAAAUGGCGAUAUGAUGGACGCUAUACCACCAUGCAAUGCUUCUUUCUCCUGGAGAUCGAUUUGUUGGGGAGGGGGCUUGCUACGGAAGGGUAUAAGAUGGAGAAUUGGAAACGGAACUGGGGUUCGAGCUUUUGUAGAUCCUUGGAUUCCAAUGGAGGGGGGAGGAGGACGUGGAUCGGGAAGUGAAGGUGACGGUGUGAGGGUGGCUGAUUUUUUACGAGAUGAUGGGGGCUGGAAUCAACAAAAACUUGAGUCAAGCUUCCUCCCUCAUGAAGUAGCAGCGGUUCUUAAUAUUGAUCGGGAGAGUAGGAAGGAGGAGGAUGUACGGUUUUGGAGAUAUGAUGAGAAGGGAAGGUAUACGGUGAAGUCGGGGUACCUGCUGGAGACCGGUUUUUAUGAUGGUCACGAUUCGACAUCUUCCUCGGAAACUAAACGGUGGUGGAGCCAUAUUUGGAAUAUUAAUGUUCCGCCCAAAGUGCGGGUUUUUAUGUGGAGAGCUACUUCUAAUUUUAUCCCAACUCAUGAAAACCUGAAAAAAUGA
Molecule: messenger RNA, 801 nt
Organism: Salvia miltiorrhiza (redroot sage)
Lineage: Eukaryota; Viridiplantae; Streptophyta; Magnoliopsida; Lamiales; Lamiaceae
Exons: 1
Coding region: 1-801 (266 amino acids)
Source: RefSeq, a predicted model, not a curated record